CGCCUGCGCUUGCUCCUUAGCCUUACUUGAAAUCAAGAAUCGAGAGUUGAGCUUAGAGGAUCUGUCAAUUUUCAUUCAUUAAGCAAUAAUAACGCGCUGUGUUUGCAUCUAAACAAAUUAAAGAUACAAGUUUAGGUUUUUUAAAAUCGAAUCGAAUUAAAUAACAUUUUAAAAUAAAAUCGUGCUUUCAUUGAUAUUGACUUUCUAUUUUCAAAAGUUAAAUUUUAAUUGUAAUUAAAAUGUCAAAAAAAAUUAUCUUCGUUUUAGCAUUUUUAUGCGUCUUUUCUGUGAUUUAUGCUUGCAAUGAAGCUAUUUGUGCCAGUGUUGUUUCUAAGUGUAUGCUCACACAAUCCUGCAAAUGUGACUUAAAAGACUGCUCCUGUUGCAAAGAUUGUUUUAACUGUCUCAGUUAUUUAUACAGCGAAUGUUGUAGUUGUGUUGAUAUGUGCCCUAAACCAAACGAUACACAUACGGAACUCUCAAAGUCUUUCUACGUUGAGGAGAUGCCGGAUAGUGUUCCAGGACUGUUUGCUGCAUUAACUAGUGCUCCUGACCAAGAGCAAAGGUGGCUAUCAAUAACAUACCCUGUGGAUAUUGAUGUGUCUGCUUAUAGACCCACUCCUGAAAGACAACUGGUGUAUCAUAUGCAGAGCGUCGAGCAAGAAUCGGAACCAGUGAGUCGUGACAUAGUUACCUUCAACUGUACAGUCGCGUACAUGUCGCAGUGCAUGUCCUGCGACAAGUGUCGGGCGUCUUGUCGAUCGAUGGGCGCUAAUAGCUUCAGAUGGUUCCACGACGGCUGUUGCGAGUGCGUCGGCGAUAAGUGUCUAUACUACGGCAUCAAUGAGAGCAGAUGUCUCGCGUGUCCGGGAGGGAAGGAAAGCUCGGAGGGCGCUAUAGACGACGACCUCUCGUAUGACGAUUUGGAUUAUGGCGAAGAAGUCGACGCUCAGUCUGUAUAAAUGUAUUUAAUUUAUUUCAAUAAAUAUGUGUACAAUAGAAUAACUUUAAAAAUCAUAAUAAUAAAAUCACAUUUUCAUAUAGAAUAAAAAGUAUUAAAAUAUUCAUUAUUGUAAGAAAAUUUCCAAAAAAUUCGACAAUUUUAGCACGUGAUGCAUUUUUUUAAAUUAUAUACUGUUCACGUUCUAUUGAAAUGAAAUAUACAUUUAACCAUGGCAUAUGACAUUUGUUCUACUGUUGUCAUAAAAUGUUACAUAAUAGACAUUUGUAUCUCAUCUUAGUGUUUCUCUUUGAUCAUACAGUUAAGCCUCGAUUGUCCAGAAUGUGUAUCAGAUAUUUAAUAAAAUUGUGUUGAUACUGCCUUUUGACAUUAUUCUAGCACAGUGGUGGACUAAGCCCGUCAGAGGCCCGGGGCGGCAAAGCUGAGUGAUUAAUCUUGAUGAAAUGAUGUAGGUACUAAGCACACUUUUCAUGUGUUGUUUAGGAUUUGAUCAAAGGAACUCGGAUACAUUUGGGGCCUCUCCAAGACUCGAGGCCCGGGGCGAGCCGCCACUUCCGCCGCCACUUUAGUCCGCCACUGUUCUAACAUAAACAUAUUUGCUUAAAAGUUAAUAAACUAUAAAUUAGGAUGUCGAUGUAAGGAAUAAUAAAUUUGAAGUAGAACUG
Messenger RNA from Vanessa atalanta (red admiral), 1626 nucleotides. It is a transcript of the gene cv, whose product is annotated as protein twisted gastrulation. The transcript is spliced from 5 exons. Gene Ontology annotation, biological process: regulation of BMP signaling pathway. The record is from RefSeq and is a predicted model, not a curated record. The coding region runs from base 240 to 962 and encodes 240 amino acids. NCBI's taxonomy places the organism in Eukaryota, Metazoa, Arthropoda, Insecta, Lepidoptera, Nymphalidae.